Molecule: messenger RNA, 748 nt
Organism: Prosopis cineraria
Lineage: Eukaryota; Viridiplantae; Streptophyta; Magnoliopsida; Fabales; Fabaceae
Product: kunitz-type serine protease inhibitor DrTI-like
Exons: 2
Coding region: 1-645 (214 amino acids)
Molecular function (GO): endopeptidase inhibitor activity
Source: RefSeq, a predicted model, not a curated record
AUGUACUGUAAGAGCAAGAUGCCUGCAAGGUCCCUGAUCAUAGCCCUCUCCUUCCUCCUCUGGUUUGCCUUCACCACCACCAACCCAUUACCAGUAGCCUCAGCUUCUGAUGAAGAACCAUGUCAGCCAUAUGGGGAGCUGGAGGCGGUGGGGGUUUUUCCAGGAAGAACUGUGGAUGCCUCCUCAUGUGCCUAUUCCGUUCUCCAAUCAGGUAGGGACGUGUUCAAGGGUGCUCCACUAAAAUUCCAUGUUAAAGGAACAAGCACAGGCAAGAUUUAUCCAGGUUCCACUAAUCUGGAAAUCGAGUUCGUGCAUAAGCCACGGUGUGCAGAAUCCUCCAAGUGGGUGGCCGCUUACGAUGAAUCUGGAUCAUCCUGGAGUGUGGUGAUAGGUGGGCCUGAAGACCAUCCAGAUUCUAAGUUGGUGAGUGGGGUUUUCCGGUUCGAGGCUCUCGGAUUUGGGUACAAGCUUGUGUUUUGUCCCUACAGCACUGUCAUCCGUUCUUCAGAGAAUUGUUAUGACGUUGGGAUUGAUGUUUCGAAUGGAAGCAGGAAACUGGUUGUCAGAAACCAAAAUAGUGGAAAUCCCUUCUGGGUGGUGAUCCAGAAAGUUGCUUCUGGCAAAGGGAAGUUCAGUAUUAUCUGAUAAGUGCUGCUGAUCUUCUGUCUAUGUAUGGGGACGUCGGCCUAUAUAUUAUCGAAUAAAAAAGUGAUCUCUUGCGACUUGCAAGAAGUUUGCUUUAUGCAAA